Molecule: messenger RNA, 1515 nt
Organism: Arvicanthis niloticus (Nile rat)
Lineage: Eukaryota; Metazoa; Chordata; Mammalia; Rodentia; Muridae
Source: RefSeq, a predicted model, not a curated record
AUGGACCUGAUUCCAAACUUUUCCAUGGAAACAUGGGCACUGUUGUUUUCUAUCCUGGUGCUGCUCUACUUGUAUGGAACUUCUACUCAUGGACUUUUUAAGAAGCUAGGGAUUCCGGGCCCCAAGCCUCUGCCUUUUGUUGGAACAUUGCUUUUCUCCAGGAGGGGUGUAUGGAAAAGUGAUAUAGAAUUUCGAAAAAAAUAUGGUGAUAUGUGGGGGCUAUAUGAUGGGAAGACCCCUGUCCUGGUAAUCACAGAUCUAGACAUGAUCAAGAAGGUGUUAGUGAAAGAAUGUUUUUCCACCUUCACAAAUCGGAAAUCUCUCGGUCCAGGAGGAAUUUUGAAAAAGAAUGUCUUAAGAAUUAAGAAUGAAGAAUGGAAGAGAAUCCGAUCAUUGCUUUCUCCAGCCUUCACUAGUGGAAAACUAAAGGAGAUGUUCCCCAUCAUGCAACACUAUGGAGAUGUGCUGGUGAAAAAUUUAAGUCUGGAAGUAGAGAAAGGAAAGCUCAUUGCCAUGAAAGACAUUUUUGGUGCCUACAGCUUGGAUGUGAUCAUUAGCACCUCAUUUGGAGUCAAGGUGGAUGUCCUCAACAAUCCUCAGGAUCCUUUUUUGAACAACGUCAGGAAGCUUUUUAAAUUUAGCCUUUUCAAUCCAUUAAUUUUUUCUAUGGCAAUCUUUCCAUUUCUUACCCAUAUAUAUAACAUACUAAACAUCUCCAUAUUUCCAAGUGAUGCUAUAACAUUUUUUACAAAAUUUAUAGAGAAGACUAAAAACGAUCGACUUGAAAAUAGACAAGAGAACCCAGUAGAUUUUCUUCAGCUGAUGAUGAACUCCCAAAAUUCCAAAAAUGUAGAGAAUUCCCACAAAGCUCUCUCUGAUAUAGAGAUUGUGGCUCAAUCAAUCUCAUUUAUUAUGGCUGGCUAUGAGGGUACAAGCAAUGCUCUUUCCUUUACUAUGUAUACACUGGCCACUCAUCCUGAUGUCCAGAAGAAACUCCAGCAUGAAAUUGAUGCAGUUCUUCCCAAUAAUGCACCUGCCACUUACAAUGACUUGGUACACAUAGAGUAUCUGGACAUGGUAAUCAAUGAAAUUCUGAGACUAUAUCCAGUUGGUGCCAGAAUUUCCAGACUCAGUAAGAAAGACACUAAAAUCAGUGGUGUGUUCAUUCCUAAAAAUACAGAAGUAGCUGUACCUAUCUUUAUUCUUCACCGAGAUCCAGAAUACUGGACAGAACCUGAGAAAUUCAACCCUGAAAGGUUCAGCAAGAAGAAUCAGGACAGCAUCAAUCCUUACACAUACCUACCCUUUGGGAAUGGACCCAGGAACUGCAUUGGCAUGAGGUUUGCUCUCAUGAACAUGAAAGUUGCUCUUGUCAGAGUCCUGCAGAACUUCUGCUUCCAACCUUGUAAGGAAACUCAGAUUCCUUUAAAACUAGAAAAAAAUGGUUUUUUUCAACCAGAAAACCCAAUCAUUCUAAGUGCUGUAUCAAGAGAUUGAACCAUAAGUGGAGCUUGA